AUGGUGGGUCGCGCAUUUCUGUGCUUCAUCGCGGUCAGCCUGUCGCAAGCUUCUACGAUAUUGGAUGAGCUUCUUGGUGCCUUCAAGAGCGAGAGUGGCCUCCUCUUCCGAGCCACACAGGAUUUCUCAAACUUCACGCAGUGGCCUCAGUCAGCAUGUGCUCUCAGAUGGGACUUGCCUCCAGCCCUCUACGUCGUGAAGGCGGAGACAGAGGUCACCGGCUUGGUAUUGCAGCCGAAGAUGCAAGUUGAGUGUGCCUACCCUGUCAACGGCAAUUCCGACUUUCGGAAGGAUGCGCAAGGCCAGAAAGACCUGUGUGGACAUACGGACAACCCUGCGGCAGGGCGCGAAGCGACCAACAUGAGCGGUGCUUGCAGCUUCGCCUCACCCAAAGACUAUGCCCAGGCAUAUUUCAACAGUCCUCAACGCCAUCUCCCUGGCUUCGAUGGCUUUUGGAACCUGAAUUACGCAACCUGCCAUUUCGGCACGGCCCCGGAAGCUCUGGAAGCCCAACAGGCCGUGUGGCAACUUGCAACGAAGCUGCCCCCUGCCACCACGGCUCAGCAAUGGCUUCGAAAUGCAUCCAAGGUGGGCUUUGCUCUAACCGCUUUCAACGAGGUCGUCGUGGCGCCAGUCCAGCCUGCAGAUGUUCGGGCCGUGUUCUGGGCACAUUCCGGCCCUUUCCGGGAUCCAGGCCCAAGCGACUGGAAAGCUUGCAUGCUGGCACAGUUCCUGAAGAGCAGCAGCACUUGGCCCAUCAUCGAAGUGGCCGACGUCAUCUUGGAGAGGCCGACCGCGAACUGCGAAAUCAAGUUCGACAUGUCCCACUUGGGCUAUUAUGCCACAAACGCAAGCUGCCUCACCGGAUAUGUGGAGGCCAUGAAAAGUCUGGAGCAGCAGGGGCCAGCGCAAGCAGCUCGCAUCUUUCGAGAGCUAGAGGCCUCUAGCUUCCUUAAGGCCACGGAGAAAGUCUGUGCUUCAGAAAUUGUGGUUUGA
Messenger RNA from Symbiodinium sp. CCMP2592, 996 nucleotides. The record is from the annotation of a GenBank genome assembly. NCBI's taxonomy places the organism in Eukaryota, Dinophyceae, Suessiales, Symbiodiniaceae.